Molecule: messenger RNA, 1951 nt
Organism: Phymastichus coffea
Lineage: Eukaryota; Metazoa; Arthropoda; Insecta; Hymenoptera; Eulophidae
Product: protein slit
Exons: 8
Coding region: 359-1831 (490 amino acids)
Molecular function (GO): protein binding
Source: RefSeq, a predicted model, not a curated record
AGUAGUUCAAGAUAUACUUCUCCAAAAAGUAUGUGUGCAAUUUAAGAUUGUCAGUAUGUUCUUUGCUAAAACUAUAUUUUAUUCAGUAAACUUCAAAAUUUCUUGAAUGUAUGUAUAUAUUAAAUGACUAUUACAGAUUACUCGUAGAAUUAAACCUUAGUACACAAAUGCAUAUUAUAAUUAACAUCCAGGCAUUUGCAAAAUUGUCACAGAUAAAAUAAAAACAACUAUUAUUAUGACAUUCUUCUAUCAAUGUCCAGGAUUGACAAGUAAAAUAUUUUCCUAGUUGAUUUUAGGAGAACUAUGUGACAAAAUUUUCUGUAUCAAUCUAAAGGAAAGAUUUACUUAAAGAGAAACAAUGAUUUUUUUUAUGCAUGUUAUUUUAUAUAUCUUUCUUGGACUAGAAAUACGAUUUAUUCAAUCAUUAGAAGAAAAUCAAUCAAUUCAAAAAUGUCCUCCAUUAUCAGAAAUUACGCCUUGUACAUGUGGAAUUAAGAAAAGUGGAUUAGAUGUUAUAUGCGAGUUCACUGAUUUCCUUCACAUCAGCAGAGCAAUGGAUAGUCUAAAAAAAAGGCAGAGUUCAGUUAUAUUUUAUUUGAAGUUACGACACAACAAUCUGCCCAAGCUACAAGGAUUUGUUUUUUUGGGAUUGGAUAUACACCAUCUUACAAUUCACAACAGUAGUCUCGCCGUGGUUGAAGAAACUGCAUUGUCAUCAAUUGGGAAAGCACUCACUCAAUUAGACAUUUCACAAAAUAUUCUGACUUCAGUUCCAUCUCUCGCUUUAAAGACAUUACAUCAUCUUUUAAUUCUCAAUAUAAAUCAUAACAGAAUCAGUUCGAUACACAGAAAAGCAUUCGAGGGCCUGGACACCCUCGAAAUUUUAACAUUGUAUGAAAAUAAAAUCUCAUCGAUUGAACCAGAAGGAUUUAGAGGACUCGAUAAAAGGAAAUUGAAGAGGUUGAAUCUAGGUGGCAAUGACCUGCAUCAUAUACCUACGCCUUCAUUAUCGUCUCUUGAUAUACUGAAAAAAUUAGAAAUGCAAGAAAAUGGAGUUCCAUUGAUCAGAGUUGGAGAUUUUCAUGGUUUAAAAAAUCUAGACUCUUUAGGACUUGCUCAUAAUCACCUCCAAGAAAUUCCUGCCCGUGUUUUUUCAGAAUUAACUCUACUUAAUUCAUUAGAACUAGAUGGCAAUCAAAUUACUGUAAUAGAUUCUAAUGCUUUCAUUGGCUUGGAAGAAAAUUUGCAGUACUUAAAACUGGGAGACAAUAACUUGCACUCUGUACCAAGUGAUGCCUUACGUCGGCUACAUCGCUUAAGACAUCUUGACUUGAAAGCAAAUAAUAUAACUUCGUUAGCUGAAGAUGCAUUUACAGGAUAUGGUGAUUCAAUUACUUUUUUAAAUUUACAAAAAAAUAUGAUUAAAACACUUCCAUCAUUAAUAUUCGAAACAUUGAAUUCAUUAGAAAUUUUGAAUCUACAGAAUAAUCAGAUAACGUAUAUUCCUGAAGAUGUUAUGGAAAAUAUAGUCGAUACCCUAAAACUUUUAGAUAUCACAGAUAAUCCAUUAGUGUGCCAUUGUGAUUUGAACUGGUUUAGAAGAUGGCUUGGACUUUUACGUGAUAAAGAUGAUGAAAUAAUGUCAAAAAGAAGAACUGUUUGCACAAUGAUUUCAGAACAUCGAGAAUAUCCUGUUCAAAAAAUGCCACUACAAAAAUUGGGUUGUUCCAUAAGCGAUAUUUAUGAGAACUCAUUAUCGUCGAUCAAUCAGAUUUACAAUGGAUAUAUUUUUAUAAUAUACUAUAUUUUUAAUGUUUUCAUUAUAUAUUAAUUUGAGAUACUUCAAUUAUCGUUAUAAUCAUAGAGUUAAUUUUAACUUAAUUAUAGCGAAUGGAAGUUUAUGAAAGUUCAAAUUAUCCAAAGUCGGAACAGUGUAUAUGUUGAUUGUAAA